GGAGGAAUGGACUACAAAGCCAAGACCGUUGCAGGUCUCCUGGCAGCCACCUGUGUCUUCAGCAUAAUUGCCCUCAUUCUGAGCGUCGUGAAUGUGAAGGACGUGUUUCUGCCUCCCAGCACCAAGUACGGUCUGGUGUUUGACGCUGGCUCCACACACACAGCUCUCUACAUCUACCGGUGGCCCGCGGACAAGGAGAACGGCACCGGCAUCGUCUCCCAGGUGGAAGCCUGCACUGUGUCCGGACCCGGCAUCUCCAGCUACGCAGACGACCCCGCUGGGGCUGGAGCCAGCCUGAAGCCCUGCCUGGACAAGGCCAUGAAGAUCAUCCCGGCAGAGCAGCAGCGGGAGACCCCCACCUACCUGGGGGCCACAGCGGGCAUGCGGCUGCUGAGGGAGCAGAACAGCAGCAAGGCUGAGCGGGUCUUUGCCGAGGUCGCCAAGGCCAUUGGCGAGUACCCCGUGGACUUCCGCGGGGCUCAGAUCCUCACGGGGAACGAGGAAGGCUCCUUCGGCUGGAUCACCAUCAACUACCUGCUGGAGACACUAGUCAAGUAUUCCUUUGCAGAGAAAUGGGAACAUCCACCCGACACUGAGGUUAUUGGAGCUCUGGACCUUGGAGGUGCCUCGACACAAAUAACCUUCCAGCCUGGAGUCUCCAUUGAGGACAAGAGCACAUCCGUCUUCUACAGGCUGUACGGCAGCAACUACUGGCUCUACACCCACAGCUACCUCUGCUAUGGGCAGACACAGGCCUUGAAGAUGCUGCUGGCAGCUCUCCACCAGCACAGCCCAACUGCCCAGCGGAUAUCACACCCUUGCUACCCCACGGGGUACCAGGAGAAUGUCACCACAGCAGACCUCUACAGCAGUCCCUGUGUCCGUGCACCCAGCACACCCAGCCCUGCACAGGUCCUCACGGUGACAGGGACAGGCAACCCAGCAGCGUGCAGCACCGCCGUCCAGAAGCUCUUCAACUUCAGCUGUGAGGCCAACAAGACGUGUGGGUUCAACGGGGUUUAUCAGCCGCCCGUGCGGGGACAGUUCUUUGCCUUUGCUGGGUUCUACUACACUUUCCACUUCUUGAACCUGACCAGCCAGCAGUCUCUAAAUGAUGUCAACUCCACAGUCCAGACCUUCUGCAGUAAGAGCUGGGCAGAGCUGGUGGAGACCUUCCCACAGCAGAAGAGGUACCUACACACAUACUGCUCUGUGGCGAUUUAUAUCUUGACGCUGCUACUCGAUGGCUACAAGUUCAACGAGCACACGUGGAGCAGCAUCCACUUCAGCCGGCAGGCAGCAAAUGCAGACAUCGGAUGGACGCUGGGCUUCAUGCUGAACUUCACCAACACGAUCCCCACAGAGGCUCUGGAACAUGCCAAGGGGCACCAGCCCAGUCUGUGGGCAGGUGCCGUCUCCUUCAUUGUGCUGGCCAUAGUGGCAGGCCUGGUGGCAGUUUUCCUCCAGUGUUUCUGGAAAAACAAGUAGCUCCCAGACUCCUGACUAGAGGCAUCCUGCUCACUAAACCAGUCAAAAG
Molecule: messenger RNA, 1537 nt
Organism: Tyto alba (common barn owl)
Lineage: Eukaryota; Metazoa; Chordata; Aves; Strigiformes; Tytonidae
Product: ectonucleoside triphosphate diphosphohydrolase 8-like
Exons: 9
Coding region: 7-1488 (493 amino acids)
Biological process (GO): nucleoside diphosphate catabolic process
Cellular component (GO): plasma membrane
Molecular function (GO): UDP phosphatase activity; GDP phosphatase activity
Source: RefSeq, a predicted model, not a curated record